Drosophila montana is the source of this 428-nucleotide messenger RNA. RefSeq names its product short spindle 7 (gene ssp7). The transcript is spliced from 3 exons. The coding region runs from base 93 to 374 and encodes 93 amino acids. NCBI's taxonomy places the organism in Eukaryota, Metazoa, Arthropoda, Insecta, Diptera, Drosophilidae. The record is from RefSeq and is a predicted model, not a curated record.
CCUAUAUAAUUAGUCUGGCUUUACGGUCGAGCAUUCAGUUUGUUAUAGAAUCGCAUUGAAAGAUCUUCACUAUUCGAGAUCUAGGGCCUAUAAUGCAGCCGGUGACAUUUGUGCUUUGUAUUCUGGUGCUGGGCGCCCAUAUGCUGUUGGUUCUGAGCGAUUGUGAGGUGGGCGGCCAGAACUUGAAGGUGGGUCAGACAUAUCAGCCACCAGGUCGUUGUAUUGAGCACACCUGCCAAGCUAACGGCUCAAUUAAGGGCAAAACCUGCCCGUCUGUGGCCGCCCUAAAGCCGUGCAAACGAGUCGAGAAUGUCAAUGAGCCCUUCCCCAAAUGCUGUCCAUAUUACGAUUGUGACAAUAAUGUCAAACUAUAAAUAAACUGAAAUAAUAUUAAAACUUUAACGCCAUCAGACAAUAUGGCAAAUUGA